UCUAUUCGUUGCUUUUGUUUGUUGGAUUGCGUGCAUUUUACUUCUGCCCGGCACAAGGAAUUUGUGUUAAAUUGCACUUUGCAAUGGCAGGCGAAACAGAGCCAUCAACUUCCGAAGAGUUUAUGGAGAUAAACCAAGCCUUAAUUACUGUUAAAUGGGGUGGUAAGGAAUAUCUUAUAACCGACCUCACCGAUCAGGAUACCGUGGCUGUGCUGCGUCAUGAAAUCUUCAAACUCACACAGGUGCGGCCACAACGGCAAAAACUGAUAAACCUCAAAUAUAAAGGUAAAAUAGCGCCUGAUGACACUAAAAUAUGUGUGCUGGAGUUGAAACCCAACUUCAAGUUAAUGAUGAUUGGUUCUACUGAGGCUGCUAUUGAGAGUGCCUGCCAGCUGCCCGACGAUAUGGCUGAGGUGGUAGACGAUUUUGACGUGGCCGAAGAAGAGAACUUAGUGGAGAAAUCACCCGUUUAUUUAGAGAAAGUACGACGACGUGUUAGGGAGUAUAAAAUUGUAGAGAUUUCACCACCACGCGAAGGCAGGCAUUUGCUUGUGCUCGAUAUUGAUUACACACUUUUCGACCAUCGAUCUCCUGCCGAAUCUGCUUCGGAGCUAAUGCGGCCGUACUUACAUGAGUUCCUUGAAUCUGCAUACCAGCAUUAUGACAUAGUUAUUUGGUCGGCGACAGGUAUGCGUUGCAUUGAGGAGAAAAUGAAAAUGUUAGGUGUAAGCAGUAAUCCCAAUUACAAAAUAAUGUUCUAUCUGGACUCCACUGCCAUGAUUUCGGUUUAUACGCUUGAAAGGGGAGUCGUAGAUGUGAAACCACUCGGUCUAAUAUGGGGCAUUUAUCCACAAUAUAGUUCGAAAAAUACCAUCAUGUUUGACGAUAUACAGCGCAACUUUCUAAUGAAUCCGCGCUCGGGCUUGCGUGUACGACCUUUUCGUCAGGCACAUUUGACCCGUCAGAUGGAUAGAGAGCUGCUAAAGCUAUCAAAGUACCUGAAGGACAUAGCGGAAAGCUGCGACGACUUUAACAAACUAAAUCAUCGUAAAUGGCAACAGUAUGAUCCGAAUAAGUCACAUAAAAAAUGAGACGAUAAGAAACUGAGCGAAUUUUAUAAAUAUUUGCCCGAUAGACGAGUAAUAGAAUUGUAAAUUAUCACUUCUGCAUCGUUAAGAAAAACUUACAGAAUAUUUUUUAAGAUCACAAAUUGACCACUCAUAUAUUUUUUAGUGCAAAGAUUAGAAAAUAUGAUUUAGAAAUGAAUGAAUGAAAAUAUGAACCUCUCUUAAACCUUACCGGGCAUGUUUUUGACAGUAAGAGUUUGAAACUAAAACCGUAAUUCGAUGCUAAGUACACAGUGCAAUAACGCAAAACACAUAGUGCACGAAAGUUUUUCUACAAUUAUUUUAUUUUACCUACGAAAGUCAAUACCCCUAUUUAAUCAAUUUGCUAGAAUUUCAGUGCCUUUCUUUUAGUACCUCCCAUAUUACUGAGCUCGACGCCAAUUUCCCUCAUCUGCCUUGCAAAAUAUAGAUGAAAUGACUACUUGAUGGAAGAGAUGCGAGUAUGCGCAGUAUAUGGGGUAAUUCCAGUUAUUCAUGGAAAUAUGUAUUCUUUUAUUGCCCUCUGCUGUGAUAGACGAUGAGCACUACAAACCAAACUACUGUUGCAAUCGAAUCAUCCUUAAGCUCAAUACACAGCUGGAGUUUGUCACAGUGACCAUCCCAAAAAUUAAAUUAUAUUAUAUUUAUGCUUCAGGUGACAACAGUCGAUUCAAAAUGCUUCGGUUGUUGCAACGGUUGCCUUGUUUGUAAGCAUUUAUUAUUGCUAAAUAAGAACAAUAAAUACAACACAAUACUGGUGAUCAUCGGAUGGCCUUAGGUAGAAUUUGCAAGCUUUCAAAUAGUUUCUCAUCGAAAGAGAAAAAAUGUUUUCUUUAUUAAAAUCCCAAAUCACAGUAUUUAGUAUAGAUAAAUAUUUUAUAUAUUUAAUAUAAUAUAUGUAUUCUAAUAAUGCUUGCCUCCUUGAAGUUCCAGACCAUUUUAUAAUAAAAAGGCCAUGGUAUAAAUCUUAACGGCGCAGAAGGAUUAUAUGGCUGCCAAAUGCUAAAAUUAGUAUAAAAAAAUUGUUGCAUUUUUCUAUAAAUAUUAAAAACGUAGGCUUUAUACGCUCACAGUUAAUUGGCACAUAAAAUUACUCGUCUACGCACAUUGUUUCGCAAAGAAGUUUUUUAUUUACCAACUAUUCAUGCCGUUAUUUAAUUACGAUAGAACUGGCAUAUAGCAUUUAAGUUAAUUUCGCAAUCUCGUUUAGAAGCUUCCUAAACCACAAAAUGCUAUUAUAGUUAUUAAAGAAAUUUACAAUAAAUAUAAGUAUAUGAUGUGUGGACGUCUAUUUUUAUGAAAACGGUUGUAGAAAACAAAUUUAAAGCAGUUGACUAAGCUUUAAAGCGAGAAAAAUAAAAAUUAAAUUUUAAAAUAAAAUAAAUGAAACAACAUAAAACACUAA
Molecule: messenger RNA, 2511 nt
Organism: Anastrepha ludens (Mexican fruit fly)
Lineage: Eukaryota; Metazoa; Arthropoda; Insecta; Diptera; Tephritidae
Gene: Ublcp1
Product: ubiquitin-like domain-containing CTD phosphatase 1
Exons: 2
Coding region: 84-1091 (335 amino acids)
Biological process (GO): protein dephosphorylation
Cellular component (GO): nucleus
Molecular function (GO): protein binding; protein serine/threonine phosphatase activity
Source: RefSeq, a predicted model, not a curated record